Molecule: messenger RNA, 4299 nt
Organism: Hevea brasiliensis (rubber tree)
Lineage: Eukaryota; Viridiplantae; Streptophyta; Magnoliopsida; Malpighiales; Euphorbiaceae
Exons: 6
Molecular function (GO): zinc ion binding; nucleic acid binding
Source: RefSeq, a predicted model, not a curated record
AUGCAAAUUCCACCUUUUCAUGGGAAGGAUAAUCCAGAUGUUUAUUUGGAGUGGGAGGGACAGGUGGAGUUGAUUUUUGAGUGCCACCAUUAUUCUGAAGAGAAGAAAGUGAAGUUAGCAGCUGUAGAAUUCAAAGAGUAUGCAAUUGUAUGGUGGGAUCAGCUGUUGAGUAGGAGGAGGAGAAAUGGGCAACGAACCGUGGAGACAUGGGACGAAAUGAAGGGAAUCUUAAGAAACAGGUUUGUGCCACCUUACUACCACAGAGAGCUGCUUCAAAGGUUACAAAAACUCACUCAAGGUACUAAAAGUGUCGAAGAAUACUACAAGGCCAUGGAGAUAGCUUUGAUUAGAGCUGAUGUUGAGGAGGAUCGAAGCUACAAUGGUUCGCUUUUGAAUGGGUUAAAUCCUGAAAUUGCUAAUAUUGUGGAGCUGCAACCUUUGGAAUCAGCUACUAAGGGUAAAAACCGUAUCAUUUGGUAUCAGAGCUUUGGCUCUCUUCAAAACAGCCUUGAAGGCUCUUCAAGUCCUUGUGUUUUCUGUUUUGUCACAUUUGUGUUGUUUUCUACCUUAAAGCUUUUCUUCACAACCUGGUUAUUUGCAUCUUUGUGGCUUGUGAAAUUGUUGAAGGGUUUAGUGCUGGAUGUGUUGAGUGUAUCUGUUGUGUGUUCUGACAAGAACUUGGUAAGCAAGCUUGAGUGGAAAAAGGCAUUGAGUGGCAAGAACUCCAAGAGGGUAUUAAAAAUGUCACAAGAACAAACUAGUGGACUUAAUAUGGAUAAUCCUUUUUGCCAACAAGCACUUGUUCAACAUUUGGAAAGAAUUGGUAGACAAUUGAGCAACCUAGCUGACCGAAUUGAAAGAAUUGAGCAGAAUAGUGGGAAUGGUAGACAAAACACAAAUGAGGGGCAGAAUAGGGCUAGGGGAUCUAGAGUGAACAAUGCACCACCUAUAGAUGAUUGGGGGGAUGAAAAUGAUGAUGAUUCUGAUGAAGGGGAUGACCAGCACUCUGCUGCACAUGAUGACCACCAUAGACCGAGAGGGAUGAGAGGUAAUAGGGGUGGAAGAGGUGGUGGCAGAAACUUGAGAAGAGGCAAUAUGGAGGAAGCAAGAGGGAGAGGGAGAGUGGAUGGUAACAUUAGUGGGAUCAAAAUGAAAAUUCCGCCAUUCCAAGGCAAAGCCAAUCCGGAUGCAUAUUUGGAGUGGGAGAGGAAGGUGGAUCUCAUAUUUGAUUGUCACAAUUAUAGUGAGGAAAAGAAGGUGAAGCUUGCAGUAGUUGAGUUUACAGAUUAUGCCAUAGUUUGGUGGGAUCAAUUGCUCACUAAAAGAAGGAGAAAUGGGAUGAGGGGUGUUGAAACUUGGGAUGAGAUGAAGCAAAUCAUGAGGGACAGAUUUGUACCUCAACAUUACUAUAGGGAGUUGCACCAAAGGUUGCAAGGGCUGGUGCAGGGAAACAAAAGUGUGGAAGAAUAUUUCAAGGAGAUGGAGAUGGCUAUGAUAAGAGCCAAUGUAGAGGAGGAUAGGGAAGCCACUAUGGCUAGGUUCCUAAAGGGGCUGAAUCUUGAUAUUGCCAACAUAGUGGAGCUACAACACUAUGUAGAGCUUGAUGACAUGUUAAAUAUGGCAAUCAAGAUAGAAAAACAACUAAAGAAGAAGAAAGCAUUCAAAAUGGGUGUAGGUAUGAAUUUGGGCAACAAUGCUCCAUGGAAACCGAAUUGGAAGAAGGGUGAAAUUAGUGAUUCCAAGGUUGUUUCUAAGGAAAAGAAAGAGGAGACUAGGGGUGGAGAAAAGCCUAGUGUGACUGAGAAAGGCAAGGGGCAGAAUACCUCUAGUGGGAGAACUAGGGAUAUCAAAUGUUUUAGGUGCCUAGGGAAGGGACAUUAUGCAUCUCAAUGUCCUAACAAGAGGGUGAUGGUGAUGAGGCCGAAUGGGGAGAUCGAAUCAGAAGAUGAUGAUGUUGAUGAUGAUGAUGCUAGUGAGAGUAUGCCUCCUUUGGAGGAAGCUAGUGAUGUAGAGCAUGCCGUGGGAGGAAAUAUUCUGGUGGUUAGGCGUGCACUAAGUGCACAAGCAAAGGAAGAAGAGGGAGAUGCACUACAAAGGGAAAAUAUUUUCCACACUAGAUGCUUGGUGAAUGGUAAAACUUGUAGCAUGAUUGUAGAUAGUGGUAGUUGUGUGAAUGUUGCCAGCACACUCAUGGUUGCGAAGCUUGGCAUGCGCACCAUCAAGCAUCCUAGACCAUACAAGUUGCAAUGGCUGAAUGACUGUGGGGAAAUUAAGGUGAACAAGCAAGUGAUGUUGGCUUUUUCUAUUGGAAGGUAUAAGGAUGAGGUGUUGUGUGAUGUGGUGCCAAUGCAUGCUGGACAUAUUUUGCUAGGGAGACCAUGGCAAUAUGAUAGGAAGGUAGUGCAUGAUGGAUUUAGGAAUAGGUACUCCUUUGAUCAUGAUGGACGAAGGGUUACUUUAGCAGCAUUAUCACCCGCACAAGCUUUUGAAGAUCAAUUAAGGAUAAAACAGACCAUGAAUGAGCAACAACAAAGAGAGGCCGAGCUAAGAGUGCAAAAAGAGAAAGAAAGAAAAGAAAGAGAGGAAAAAGUAAGAGGGAAAAAUGAGGAAGAGAAAGAGAAGAGAGAAAAUUCAAAAAGAGUGAAACCAAAAGAAAAGAGCUCGGGGCAAAAGGAGAGUUGUGAGAAGAGUGGAGAGAAUAAAGUCAGUUUGCUAGCAAAAGCCAAGGAUGUGAGGACUGCAUAUUUUUCUAGUAUGCCAAUGGCUUUGCUAAUUUGUAAGGGAGCUUACACCAAUGCUUCUAACCUUGACCCAUCCAUUCCUAGUUGUGCUUUGCCCUUAUUGCAGGAGUUUGAGGAUGUCUUCCCUGAAGAAAUACCUAAUGGGCUACCACCAAUUAGAGGCAUAGAGCACCAAAUUGAUUUUGUGCCUGGAGCUGUAAUCCCAAAUAGGCCAGCCUAUAGAACCAAUCCGGAAGAGGCUAAGGAACUUCAAAGACAAGUGGAGGAGCUUCUAGCAAAAGGCCAUGUUAGGGAGAGCAUGAGCCCAUGUGCCGUACCUGUUCUUUUGGUGCCUAAGAAAGAUGGGAGCAUGCGCAUGUGUGUGGAUUGUAGAGCAAUCAACAAAAUCACUGUAAAGUAUAGACAUCCCAUACCUAGACUUGAUGAUAUGCUUGAUGAGUUGCAUGGUGCAUGCAUAUUUUCUAAAAUUGACUUAAAGAGUGGUUAUCACCAAAUUCGCAUGAAAUUAGGAGACGAAUGGAAAACUGCCUUUAAGACUCAAUAUGGACUAUAUGAAUGGUUAGUCAUGCCAUUUGGCUUGACCAAUGCACCUAGUACAUUUAUGAGGCUUAUGAACCAUGUGUUGCGUGCUUUCCUAGGAAAAUUUGUUGUAGUGUAUUUUGAUGAUAUCCUAGUAUAUAGCCAAAAUAUGCAUGAUCAUUUGCUGCACUUGAGACAAGUUUUUGAGGUGUUGAGAAAAGAGCACUUGUAUGCCAACCUUAAGAAAUGCACUUUCUGUAUGGACAAAGUUAUUUUCUUAGGAUUUGUGGUGAGUGGCAAGGGAAUUGAGGUUGAUGAGGACAAGGUAAGAGCCAUUAGAGAGUGGCCUACACCUAAGUCCGUGAGUGAUGUGAGGAGCUUCCAUGGGUUGGCUAGUUUUUAUAGGAGAUUUGUAAAGGACUUCAGUACCAUAGCCUCACCCUUGAAUGAAGUUGUAAAAAAGAAUGUGGGAUUCAAGUGGGGGGAAGAACAAGAGCAUGCAUUUAAUUCACUUAAGGAGAAAUUGUGUUCUGCACCUUUACUUGCUUUACCUGAUUUUUCUAAAACUUUUGAGAUUGAAUGUGAUGCCUCUGGAGUGGGUAUUGGAGCUGUUUUGAAGCAGGAAAGGAGACCGAUUGCCUACUUCAGUGAGAAGCUAAGUGGGGCUACAUUGAACUACUCCACUUAUGACAAAGAGAUGUAUGCUUUGGUGCGUGCACUUGAGACUUGGCAACACUACUUGUGGCCGAAGGAGUUUGUCAUUCAUAGUGACCAUGAGUCACUCAAGUACUUAAAGGGGCAGAACAAGCUCAACAAGCGCCAUGCCAAGUGGAGUGAAUUCAUUGAAGGUUUCCCAUAUGUAAUUCAAUACAAGCAAGGCAAAGAGAAUGUGGUGGCUGAUGCACUUUCAAGGAGGUACACUUUACUUUCCAUGCUUGACGCUAGACUUUUAGGCUUCGAACAUGUGAAAGAAAUGUAUGCUAAUGAUGAUGACUUUGGGAAAGUGUUUGCCUUUUGUGAACAUGCUGCAUAUGAUAAA